AUGCGCCGGUUGGACCGCGUGGUGGUGGACGAGUGCCAUAUCAUCAUGAAUACCCAGAAGGAUUUCCGGCCGCAGAUGGCGCAGUUAGGCCGGUUGGUACGGGCGCGGUGCCCAAUGGUGUAUUUGACCGCCACGUUACCCCCGCAGAUGGAAGGCGAGUUUAGCCAGCGCAUCCAUUACCCGCGCGACCAGAUAUAUAUAUAUCGCGCACGCACCAGCCGCAGUAACGUGGCGUACCGCGUGUGGCGGCCCGCGGUGGCCAGCCCAUACCAGUGGCAGCAGGAUACCAGUAUCAUUGCAUUCAUCCAGGCGCGCAUCCAGCAGGCGCGGCGGGCCGGUGGCGGGAAGGUAGUGAUAUACGCGAACGCAAUACGGCAGGUGCAGGCCAUGGCAGAGAUAAUCAGGUGCGAGGCAUACCACAGCAGGCAGGUGGACCGCGCAGGGGUGUUGGAGCGGUUCAUGCAGGGCACCAUGGACGUGAUCGUGGCCACCAACGCGUUGGGCAUGGGGGUGGAUAUCCCCGACAUCCAGGCGAUCAUCCACAUUAGCGUGCCGCGGACGUUGUUAGAUUACGCGCAGGAGAGCGGCCGGGCCGGGCGGGACGGGCAGGCCAGCGAGGCCAUCAUCAUCCAGCCAGAGGGGAUGGACGAGGAGGGUAGUGGUCAUGGUAGCGCAGGUGGUCACCAUGCACGCGAGGGGAAGGAGGUAGAGGAUCAGGAUGAGGAUGGGGAUGUGGAGGCACAGCGGGUGCAGAGAUACAUGCACGCGGGAGGGUGCCGGCGGGUGGUUUUAGACGGGUAUUUGGACGGGAUCAUCGACGGAUACGAGCGGCAGCGGUGUGGGGAUGCCGGGCAGGAGGAGCAGGCGUGUGACCGAUGCGAUCCCGGUUGGCGGCAGGCCCAGCAUGCGGCCGGCACCAGCACCAGCACCAGCACCGGCACCAGCAGCACCAGCACAAGCGGUUCGCAGGCAGUUCAGGUUCGGGUUUGGAAGGAUGCACCAGCGCGCAGGCCCGCGCAGGCCACCACGCCGCCAGCAACCCAGCCAGGGUCAGGGUUUGGAGAGGAUAGACAGGGGGUCAGACCAGGAGAUGAUAGCCCCGCGAGCAGUGGAUCGAUCAUCAGCCAGAUUAGAUACGAACCACCAGCACCACCACCAGAGGCAGAGGCAGAGGCAGAGGCAGAGGCAGAGGCAGCCGCCAUGGCCGCCAUGACACCACCAGCCACCGCGGAAGCAUUGGGGUUAGGGAUCAGAUUAGUUCCAGGUAGCAGCAGGGCAGAUGCCGGCCGCCAUGAAGCAGGUGAGGUUGGCCCAAGCAGUUCAGCAGUGGUUAGGGUUCCAGCCACCAGCAGCCAGGCAUCGCAGGCGUCGCAGUGGGCGGCAGGGGAUAUAUAUUUCCAGCAGGAGCACGCGCGGCAGUGGUUAGACGAGGAAUUUAGGGAGCAGGAGGCGCGGCAGUGGCAGGAUCGAUGUUAUAUAUGCGCGAUGGCACAGCGCGAUGACCAGCAUGAUUUAUAUUCAUGCAGGCAUGCCAGCAGCCAGGCGGCAAAGCAGUGGAUGGUGCAGGUACGGCGGCGGAUCCGGUACGCGCGGUACAUUAGAUGUUUCACGUGCGGGAUGCCCCAGACGAUAUGCCAUGGGUGGAAGGGAGCCAGCGGGUGCGAGUUCCGCGGGGUGUUAAUCCCCAUGGUAGCGUCCAUGUUGCAUGGGCCAUGGGGGACGGCAAUGCAGGCAGCGUGGCGGCGGUGGUUACAAGCAGUUAGGGUGGAUAGCCAGGAUGUGGAAGCAGUUAUCAAGUGGUUAGGGCAGCGCAGUAGUACGCGCGGGCACAGCUAGUUAUUUGAGAGUUUUUGUUGGUUGCGCGGGGUGAGCCAGGA
Messenger RNA from Aspergillus calidoustus, 1877 nucleotides. NCBI's taxonomy places the organism in Eukaryota, Fungi, Ascomycota, Eurotiomycetes, Eurotiales, Aspergillaceae. The record is from the annotation of a GenBank genome assembly.